Messenger RNA from Arachis ipaensis, 1002 nucleotides. The record is from RefSeq and is a predicted model, not a curated record. Lineage: Eukaryota; Viridiplantae; Streptophyta; Magnoliopsida; Fabales; Fabaceae.
AUGACUUCGGAUUGGUCGUUUACCCAAGGAGGUCCUGAAGAAGACCCAAGCAACGAGUUUGAGGUUGGACUACAAUUUGGAAACAAGGAAGAAGUCAUGUUGGCAGUUAAGCAGUACAGCAUCAGGAGGGCUGCGGAGUACAAAAUAGUAGAGAGUGACCAUUGGAGGUACAAUGUACGAUGUAUCCAGAUCGGACCCGAUUGUAAUUGGAGCAUACUCAUAUCAUAUCGCCGAAAGCAAGAAAAGUGGGAGGUUAGGAGAUACACUGGUCCUCAUACUUGCAUGCAAACUUCGAUGGGGCAAGAUCAUCGUAGGUUGGAUUUGAAUGUGAUUGCGCAACACAUUUUCACGAUGGUCAAGGCCGAUCCAACAAUCAGCAUCAGGGUUCUACAAGGAGGUGUGGAGAAUCAUUUUGGUUUCAAGGUGUCGUACAGAAAGAUGUACUUGUCAGUGACACAGCCGUGGCCUGCCUCGACUGACACUGUGAUGUUUCAUCGGGUCUUUUGGACAUUUCCACCGUGUGUUGAGGCCUUCAAGCAUUGCAAGCCACUUAUCUCUAUAGAUGGCACCCACCUAUAUGGGAAAUACGGUGGAACUUUGCUGAUGGCCAUAGCGCUAAACGGCAAUGCAAACAUCCUGUCCAUUGCAUUCACAUUUGUUGAGGGGGUGUUAGUGAUUUCAGACAGACACAAGUCCAUUGAUGGAGCACUGAAUGUCGAAGGGAGUUUAUGGAAACCGCCUCAUGCCUUCCAAGCGUUUUGUACAAGACACAUUGCAGCCAACUUCAUGACCCACUUUAGGAACAAAGAAUCGAAGAAGUGGGCACAGCAUGCUGAUGAGGGACGUCGAUUUGGUCACAUGACGAUCAAUAUCUCCGAAUGCAUUAAUGCUGUCAUGAAGGGUUCCCGGAAUUUGCCAAUCACGGCUCUUGUUAAGUCAAGAUAUUUUCGUUUGGGUGAACUUUUUGCAAGGAAGGGUUCUGAGGCACUGGCACAACUUUAG